AUGGAGAAGAUUUUCACAAUGAUUGAUUGCACCGAAGAUUGCAAGAUUCGGUGUGCCGCCUAUAUGUUGAAAGGCGAAGCCGAUGCCUGGUGGAGGUCAACGAAGCCCAACCUUGUUAUUACCCAUCCUAACCUUACUUGGGAGCAAUUCAAGGAGGCUUUCUUUGAGAAUUAUUUUUCGGAGAGCUACCAUGAAAGAAAGGCUGCAGAGUUCAUGGAUGUCACUCAAGGAUCCAAAUCAGUUCUUGAGUGUCAGCAGAAGUUUGAGGAGCUAUUCCAUUUUGCUCCCAUUCAUUUGAAGGAUGAUGUUGAGAAGGGUAAGAGGUUUGAAAAGGGUUUGAGGCCAGGGAUAAGCUCGAUCUUGGUAUCUCAUGGACCCCAGACUUAUGCUGAGAUAGUCCAAGUAGCUAAAUCUAUUGAGGACAGACAGAGGGAUUUUUACCUUGCUCAAUCGGGUCAUGGCAAGAGGGCAGCCAUAACACCAUUUAGCCGUGAACCGAGCAAGGUCCCUUGA
This is a messenger RNA of Telopea speciosissima, 513 nucleotides long. RefSeq lists its product as uncharacterized. NCBI's taxonomy places the organism in Eukaryota, Viridiplantae, Streptophyta, Magnoliopsida, Proteales, Proteaceae. The transcript has a single exon. The record is from RefSeq and is a predicted model, not a curated record. The coding region runs from base 1 to 513 and encodes 170 amino acids.